Bactrocera oleae (olive fruit fly) is the source of this 1743-nucleotide messenger RNA. RefSeq names its product U6 snRNA-associated Sm-like protein LSm3 (gene LSm3). Gene Ontology annotation, cellular component: catalytic step 2 spliceosome; Lsm1-7-Pat1 complex; precatalytic spliceosome. Gene Ontology annotation, molecular function: RNA binding. NCBI's taxonomy places the organism in Eukaryota, Metazoa, Arthropoda, Insecta, Diptera, Tephritidae. The record is from RefSeq and is a predicted model, not a curated record. Gene Ontology annotation, biological process: mRNA splicing, via spliceosome; P-body assembly.
AUACACGUUACAUUUCCCCUUUACGUUUCUAUAUUAUUUGUUGCAACUCACAGGUGGCGCCCUGCAAUUUCAUCAUUUCUUUUACCCUAAAUUCGUAAAUAUUUACGAAAUUCUCAUACAGAAAUUGAACAAAAAUCGGUUUGCUUGCGUGUUGAUUAGACGUUCUCUGAUUGAUCCGACACGAAUGUAGGCCGUGGGAAAAGUGAGUAACCAGUAGAGCGUGAACGAACUAAUAUGAGGUAGUGCUAAAAAUACCGUGCAUGAAAAACUGCUGCGCAUUUUUGUUUGCGUGUAAGGUCAUCGCUAUUAUAUAAUCACUAUAAAAUAGAAAAGCCUAAUGUCGCAAACAUUGCCCGCCACUCCACCGCCACCAGCUCUUGAUCCGCCAAGCAUUGCUAAGAAAUAUCUGCCGCCGCCCAAACAACAACAAUUGCCAACAUGUACCUGGGCACUGGAAUAUCCCGAGUUACAAAAAGCGUGUUUUCUGGCACGGGUAUGUGAGGACACGGCUCCACAACAUUGUCAGCUUCGCAAAGUGACCACUAUUCUACAAGAAGGGCCCACCUGUGGUCUAACUGCGUUAAGCAUGCUUUUGAAUGGUACACCAAAUCCUAGCGAACUCUUACAGAUUGCUAGGAAGCUUGGCUAUACAAACAAUGGCGAAAUGUUUAGUGCACAAAACUUUUUUCAACUUAUUUGUGAUACUCUAAAAUCGGCAAAUUCUUCUAUAGCCGAAGUGAUAAAAACAACAAAAGCCACAACGAAUAAUACAUCGGCCAAUGAAUGCCAUAUUACGUUGGCGGCAGCGCAUUGCGAGUUACACCAAGGCCAACUUGACUGUGCCAAGGUCAGAUCAGCAUUGCAGGCGGGUGCUUGCAUUUUUGUACCGUAUCCUUUACGUAAGAGUCUUAAAAUACGCGUAUACACAUUCUAAAUGUGGAACAUGUGAGGGUCUAAGCGAUGUGUCGUGCGUGUACAGAUUACUGACCUUUUUCAAACAUACAAAUAAGUACAUGUUUAAAAUAUUCUUGAUCGCUCAAAUGUGUUUUGAUAAAAUAAAACUGCUAAUUAUCUUUAGUUAAUACCGGAACAUUGUAUAGUCCUAGAUUUAUACAAUGUACCGGAAUGGCACGUCUGCUUUCGCUAAAUAUGUCUAACACAUAAUCUAACCGAUAUCUGAGCGAACAACUUUUAAUAAACAGCUGAUUUGUGACAACCUUCUGACAGUUCAUUUGACAUUCCAAAAGGUCCGUUUGACGUUUGCGCGUUUCUUAAGUUGCUUUAUUUGGUGUGAUUAAAUUUUAUUUAGUUUGAAUUAAUCUAUAAUACUUUAUUUAUUAAAACGUAACAUUUGUAUAAAAUGGCAACAGAAGAAGAGCAAAUACAGGUACUGCCGGUCAAGGAGCCGCUCGACUUGAUUAGACUUAGCUUGGAUGAAAAAGUGUAUGUAAAGAUGCGAAAUGAACGCGAACUACGAGGACGUCUUCAUGCGUUCGAUCAACAUUUGAACAUGGUGCUAGGCGAUGCUGAAGAAACAGUAACUACUGUAGAAAUUGAUGAAGAAACUUAUGAGGAAGUAUAUAAAACCACAAAACGAACAAUUCCAAUGCUUUUUGUGCGUGGAGACGGUGUAAUUUUGGUGUCACCCCCCAUGAGAGUAGGCUAAAGCAAAUGCUUAAAACUUAGAAUGUAAUCAUGUAAUUAAAUAAAAUAAAUAUGUGCUUAACAGUCAAAAGUUAAAAA